Molecule: messenger RNA, 1450 nt
Organism: Camellia sinensis
Lineage: Eukaryota; Viridiplantae; Streptophyta; Magnoliopsida; Ericales; Theaceae
Source: RefSeq, a predicted model, not a curated record
AUGAAGAAACCUCCAAUCAAGCCUGAAUCGAUAGGAAAAAACGUUGAUCCUCUGAGGUUACAGCAAGAGAGCUCUUCUGACUCCUCUGAUGGUGGAGCGUUGGAAGCUGACAGCUCUCCAAACAAAAUUUCUGAGGAUGUUUUCAAGUGCUUGUCUAACAUCUUUCUAAGACUCAGCACAACAAAGAACAGGACUGUUGAAUCAAAGGCCAUUCCUUCUCUAAUGCUGAGCAAUCAAGAAACAGAGAUUCGGGAUCCUUACAGCAUGUUUUCAGAAUUCAGAAAGCGAGAAAUUGGUCCUUAUAAGCAUCUCUGUUCAAUUGAAGCUGGCUCAAUUGAUUUCAACAGGAAAACAAAUGCUUUAUUUUUGGUCCAUAGACUCGAGCUUCUCCUCAGCAAGCUAGCCUCUGUCCAUUUGGAGGGUCUUACACAUCAGCAGAAGCUUGCAUUUUGGAUAAACAUUUACAAUUCCUGCACGAUGAAUGCAUUUCUAGAGCAGGGCAUACCCGAAACUCCUGAAAUGGUCGUAGCACUGAUGCAAAACGCAACGAUAACUGUGGGGGGACACUUGCUAAAUGCAAUUAUGACUGAGCAUUUUGUCUUGAGGUUGCCUUACCACUUGAAAUAUACUUGUCUGAAAGUUUCAAGAAAUGAGGAAAUGAAAGCAUGCAGUAUAUUCGGAUUGGAGUGGUCUGAACCCUUGAUUACAUUCGCACUUUCAUGUGGAAGUUCGUCCUCCCCAGCUGUUAGGGUGUAUACUGCAUCUCAAGUUGAGAACGAAAUGGAGGGCGCAAAGCGAGACUACUUACAGGCAGCAAUAGGCAUUUCAAAAGAAAACAAGUUUAUAGUUUCAAAGCUGUUAGAUUGGUAUCUUCCUGACUUUGCAAAGGACUUGGAAGCACUUCUGGAUCAGGUUUGCUUGCAGCUCCCUGAUGAACUGAGGAAUCAAACAGUUAGAUGCCUAGAGAGAAAGGAAACGAAGCCUCUUUCACAGUUGGUACAAGUCAUGCCAUACAAUUUCAGUUUCAGGUACCUCAUACACUCACCACCAAGGGUUUGGUGAGCAAGUGGCUUUGGGUUCAAGUCUCCAUGGGGGCAAUGCAGAUUUUGGCUUCUGCUCGCUAGGACCCUGUUGUGGUUCGGUUGGGUUUGGGUCAAGGUAUGGCUCAAACAUCUUGAAGGGGUGCCUCCAGUUCUCCCAUGUGCAAUACUGCAGGCACUCCUGCUUUUGCAGGGCCCGUGUAGACACUUCCUUUCUGGCUCUCUAACGGUUAGGGGCUCCUUUAGUCACGCCCAAGGAGGUGGCUGCUAAUGUAAAUGAUAAUGUGAAGUAUACAUGUAAUGUAGUCCUUGCACAAGUUGCAAGAAACUGUGGGGGGAGAGAUUAUUUUCUCUCCUAAAUGGGUUUUGGGGAUGGAUUCAAAUUGGUUUUACAAAAGAGUAUAUGAUAA